This is a messenger RNA of Penicillium alfredii, 1359 nucleotides long. Its product is annotated as eukaryotic translation initiation factor 3 subunit E. Gene Ontology annotation, molecular function: translation initiation factor activity. The coding region runs from base 1 to 1359 and encodes 452 amino acids. The record is from RefSeq and is a predicted model, not a curated record. Lineage: Eukaryota; Fungi; Ascomycota; Eurotiomycetes; Eurotiales; Aspergillaceae. Gene Ontology annotation, biological process: translational initiation. The transcript has 3 exons. Gene Ontology annotation, cellular component: nucleus; cytoplasm; eukaryotic translation initiation factor 3 complex.
AUGGCAGCCAACGCCCCUCCCACCGCAGAGACCCUGCUCAGCGGCGCUGCUGCUCAUCCUCCCAAGACCGCCGAGGAGAUCGCUCACCAGUAUGAUCUGCUGCCCCGAUUGAUCCCGUAUCUCGACCGUCACCUGGUCUUCCCGCUGCUCGAAUUCAGCGCGGGCACCGACGAGGAGGACAAGGAAAUCACCCGGGCCAAGUAUGAGCUUCUCAAGCACACCAACAUGACCGACUAUGUCGCCAAUCUGUGGAAGGAAAUGAACGACUCCGACUCGAUUCCCGACGAGUUCGUCAAGAAGCGCGAGGAGGUGCUGGCAAAGCUGCAGCACUACCAGGACCAGAGCGAGAAGAUCACCGAGCUGUUGCAGGACGAGGAUGUCGUGGGCAACCUGCGCAGCGACAAAGCCGCUAACUUGCGGUUCCUCGAGGAGCAGCACGGCGUCACCAACGAGAUGGUCAACAGUUUGUUCGACUAUGGCCGAUUCCAGUACAGCUGCGGUAGCUACGGCAAUGCCGCCGAGCUGCUGUACCAGUUCCGAGUGCUGUCAACCGACAACGACAAGGUGGCCUCUGCCACGUGGGGUAAGCUCGCCUCAGAGAUCCUGACCACCAACUGGGAGGGGGCGAUGGAGGAAGUGCAGAAGGUGAAGGAUUCCAUCGAGACGCGCCUGUUCAACAACCCUCUGGGCCAGCUCACCAACCGAUCCUGGCUCAUUCACUGGUCGCUAUUCCCCUUCUUCAACCACGACCCCGCCCGCGAUGUCCUGACCGACCUCUUCUUCUCCCCCGCCUACAUCAACACCAUCCAGACCAGCUGCCCCUGGGUUCUGCGCUACCUUGCCGCCGCCGUCAUUACCAACCGCAGCCGCCCGCACAAGCAUAUGGGCGUCUAUCAGAAGCAAUUGAAGGACCUGAUUCGCGUGGUGCGCCAGGAGGGCUAUGAGUACACCGAUCCGAUUACCGACUUUGUCAAGGCGUUGUAUGUCGACUUUGAUUUCGAGGAGGCCCAGAAGAAGCUGGGUGAGGCCGAGGACGUGCUACGCAGUGACUUUUUCCUGGUGUCUGCGGCUGACGCCUUCGUCGAGGCUGCCCGUCAUCUCAUCUCGGAGAGCUACUGCAAGAUUCACCAGCGAAUCGACAUCAAGGACCUUUCGACUCGUCUCGGUCUCAGCCAAGACGAGGGUGAGAAGUGGAUCGUCAACCUGAUCCGCGACACUCGGGUUGAUGCCAAGAUCGACUACAAGGAGGGUACAGUGAUCAUGAACCACCCGCCGCAGUCGGUCUACCAGCAAGUUAUCGAGAAGACGAAGGGUGCCUUCUUCCGGACACAAGUCCUGAGCUCGGCCGUCGCAAAAUGA